Gossypium arboreum is the source of this 681-nucleotide messenger RNA. RefSeq names its product homeobox-leucine zipper protein ATHB-22-like. Gene Ontology annotation, cellular component: nucleus. Lineage: Eukaryota; Viridiplantae; Streptophyta; Magnoliopsida; Malvales; Malvaceae. Gene Ontology annotation, biological process: positive regulation of DNA-templated transcription. The record is from RefSeq and is a predicted model, not a curated record. Gene Ontology annotation, molecular function: DNA-binding transcription factor activity, RNA polymerase II-specific; sequence-specific DNA binding. The transcript has 3 exons. Bases 1 to 681 code for a protein of 226 amino acids.
AUGGAUUGGAAUGGCACCAUUCGACCCUUUAUUUCACGACUAGAACCUUCUCUUAACUUCCCUUAUAACUAUAAUUAUAAUCAAUAUCCAGGUGUGGAGGACAUGAACAAUCAAGGAUUUGAAGAAGCUGGCAAUGGGUUGGUUCCAGAUUUGAAUAUGAACAGCUUCAAGAACAAUGGUAAAGGUAACAACAAGAAGAAGAAGAGGUUGACAAGUGAUCAGUUAGAUUCGUUGGAAAGGAGUUUCCAAGAAGAGAAUAAGUUGGAUCCCGACAGGAAAAUGAAGCUUUCCAAGGAACUUGGACUUCAACCAAGACAAAUCGCUGUCUGGUUCCAAAACAGGCGUGCUAGAUGGAAAGCUAAACAGCUUCAACACUCAUAUAAUACGCUUAAACAUGAGUAUGAUGUUAUCUAUAUGGAAAAGCAAAUGCUACAAGACGAGGUGAUGGAAUUGAAAGGAAUGCUAAUGGAACAGGCGACAAGGAACCAAGUCUCCACGGUUUACAAGGAAAUCUCCGGCGGAGAGACCAUCGAAAGUAGCUCGAUUCGGAGCUCGAACAAGCCGAGUAUAGCAGGAAACGACUAUGAUCCGAUAGUUGAAUGUAACAAUAUUUUCAAUAAGGAUGAGAAUAACCCAGUUUCCACUCACUACUGGGAUAUUCAACUCCCUUCUUAUCCCUAA